AGCCUGCCAGCUUUGGUUGGAAACACAAGAGACUGCAGAUGCUGGAAUCUGGAGCAAGAAGCAAACUGCUGGAGGAGCUCAGUUGGUCAGGCAGCAUCUGUGGAGGGAAAUGGAUUGAGAGAUAGAACAUUGAACAGUCCAGCACAGGAACAGGCUCUUCGGCCCACGAUGUCUGUGCUGAAGCACGAUGCCAAAUUAAACGUCCCCACUGCCUGCACAGAAUCCAUAUCCCACCAUUUCCCACCUGUCUAAAAGCCUCUUCAACGCCACUACCUUAUCUGCUUCCACCACUACCCCUGGCAGCACAUUCCAGGCACCUAACACUUUCUUUGUGAAACCAAAAUAAAUUGCCCUGCACAUCUCCUUUAAACUUUCCCCCUCUCACAAAGCCAUGCCCUCUAGUAAUUGACCUUUCCAUCCUGGAGGAAAGGACUCUGACUAUCUACCCUGUCUUUUCCAUUUUAUUAACUUCUAUCAGGUCUCCCCUCAGCCUCUAGUGCUCUAGAGAAAACAGCUUGCAAUGAGUCGCCACGCUCCAGUGCCAUCUUGUAGACAAACCCAAGUUUGUCCAACCCUUCCUUAUAGCUAACACCCUCUAAUCCAGGCAGUGUCCUGGUGAACCUCUUUUGCAUCCCCUCCAAAGCCUCCACAUCCUUCCCGUGAUGUGGUGACCAGAACUGCACACAAUACUCGAAGUGCGGCCUAAACAAUGUUUAGGUGCAGGUGAAGUCCAGAUGAAGGGUGUCGACCGGAAAGGUCAACUGUCCAUUUCUCUCCACAGAUACUGCCUGACCCGCUGAGUUCCUCCAGCAGCUUGUUUUUAGCUGGUUGGAUAUGUGCCUGGAGGUGUUAUUGCAUCUCCCUACCAUUCUGCUCAUAUGCAACAACCAUAUCCUCAGAGUGCUGCCUUCCCACAGCCAGUCGAAAAGUUUAAAUAAACUUUCCAUUACCCUAUCAUACCUUUUGACUGGAGAUCAAAGUUUUUCUCCCUCCCAGUGUUCAAAAAGUAAAUUUUUAAAACUUUUAAUAUAAUGACUGAUUUUAUCCCCCCUCAGAAAUAACACUCAGAGAUUAAUAUUUAAUUAUGGCAGCUGUGGUUCAGUGAGCACUACUUCCGUCUCCCAUUCUAGAGACUUGAGCACAAAAAUCUGGGCUUCGGUGUAGUAUUGAGGGAGUGCUGCACUGUCAGAUGUUACGUGACAGAGGAGAUGCUGUGAUAACUUGCCAACUGCUCCCUCAAGUAAAUGUAAAAUAUCAUCAGAAACUAUGUCAAGGUAGAGCAGGGUAACUCACCCUGAUUUUCUGGGCUAAUAUUUAUCCCUCAAUCAGCAUCCUCGAUUAUCUGCUCAUUUUAAUGUUGGUGUUUAUGGAAGCUUGCUUUGUGCAAAAUUAUUUGCAGUAUUUCCAUAAUAUUGACCAAACUUGGAAGAGGAAAGUACUUAUUUAUAGAGCCAUAAAACACAGAAAUGAACCCUGCGGCCCAAUUGGUCCAUGCCGACCGAUGCCUAUCUAAGCUAGUCCCAUUUGCCCGCAUUUGGCCCAUAUCCCUUUAAACCCUUUCUGUCCAUGUACCUGUCCAAGUACCUUUUAAAUGUUGUUAAUGGAAAUUGGUAAAUUUGUUCAUUAUUGUCACAUAUCUAUUAUUGUCACAUGGGCAGGCACGGUAGCAUAGCGGUUAGCGUAACACUAUUACAGCGCCAGCGACCCGGGUUCAAUUCCGGCCGCUGUCUGUAAGGAGUUUAUACAUUCUCCCCGUGACUGCGUGGGUUUCCUCCGGGUGUUCUGGUUUCCUUCCACAUUCCAAAGACGUACGGGUUAGGAAGUUGUGGGCAUGCUAUGUUGGCGCCAGAAACGUGAUGACACUUGCGGGCUGCCCCCAGAGCACUCUACGCAAAAGAUAUAUUUCACUGUGUGUUUCGAUGUACAUGUGACUAAUAAAGAAAUCUUAUGUACUGAAGUACAGUGAAAAACUUCAUUGAAAAACCAUGUACCUGCCCUAACCUCUUCCUCUGGCAUCUCAUUUCAUAUACAAACCGCCCUCUGGGUGAAAAAGUUGCCCCUCAGGUUACUGUAAAAUCUCUCCCCUCUCGCCUUAAACCUGUGCCCCCUAGUUCUUGAUUCCCCAACCCUGGGAAAAAGACGUGUGCAAUCACCCUAGCUACACCUCUCAUGAUUUUAUACUCGACUGUGAAACACGUCAGGAUGGACUGAGUUUGUGAAAAGCACCACUGUAAUGCAAGUCUUUUUCUUAAAAUUCCUCCCGGCCAAUCCUGGAGUGUCGGUGUCCCUGAUCCCAAUGGCACAGCUAAAUCUGGCUUCUACCAAAAUCACCAGAAUGGGUGUGAGCAGCUCCAGGACAGCCAUUUACAAACAUACAGGAGCGUCGGAAUCUUCCAUUUAUGCGCGAAUUAAGGCAUCUAUUUGCGCUAAUGGUCAGUUCCAAGAGAAAAUAUGUGGAUCCUUCAAGAGCUGUGGAAAUACUGAAGGAUACGUUCAAAUCCAAUGACUUGCAACAGCAAGACGUAAGUGAGUUUACACACAAGCUUUUGGACUGGCUAGAAGAUGCCUUUCAGGUGAAGGCAGAAGAAGAGAGAGAUGGUGAAAAGCCAAAGAACCCGAUGGUGGAGCUCUUCUACGGGCGAUUCCUGGCUGUCGGGAUGCAUGAAGGGAAGAAGUUUGAGAACUCCGAGAUGUUUGGCCAAUACCCAUUGCAGGUGAAUGGAUUUAAGGAUCUCCACGAAUGUCUGGAAGCUGCAAUGGUUGAAGGCGAGAUCGAGUCAGUACAGGUGGAAAAUUCUGUUACCUCUGCAAAGUCUGGACAAGAGCACUGGUUUACUGCACUCCCACCUGUACUAACUUUCGAACUUUCCAGAUUUGAGUUUAAUCAAGCUUUGGGAAGGCCUGAGAAGAUUCAUCACAAACUGGAAUUUCCAUCCCUGUUGUACAUGGACAGGUAUAUGGAUAAAAACCGGGAAAUAACUAGGAUCAAACGGGAAGAGAUUCGACGCCUGAAGGAACAUCUCACGGUGCUGCAGCAACGAUUGGAAAGGUACUUAAGCUACGGUUCUGGCCCCAAACGCUUCCCACUAGCCGAUGUCCUGCAGUAUGCCUUAGAGUUUGCCUCCAGUAAGCCUGUGUGUACGUCACCAGUGGAAGAUGUUGAAACAGCUGCCCCCAGUAGUACAACAGCACCACAGACAACGGCAAGACUGGAAAGCCCAACGGAACAGGGACCUGUGGCACCUACAGAAGCUCCCUGCACACCUCCUCUUCAGCGGCCAAUUGUUCACAAACCGUUCACGCAGUCCAGGGUUCCACCGGAAAUCCCAAUGCACCCAGCACCGCGGCACAUCACAGAGGACGAGCUGAGGGUGUUGGAGGGUUGUCUACAUCGAUGGAGAAUGGAAGUGGAGAAUGACACCAGAGAUCUGCAGGAGAGCAUUGCUCGGCUUCACCGCACCAUCGAGCUGAUGUACACUGACAAGACCAUGAUGCAAGUUCCCUACCGACUACAUGCGGUCUUGGUCCAUGAAGGUCAGGCUAAUGCUGGGCAUUACUGGGCCUAUAUCCAUGAUCACCACCACGAGAAAUGGAUGAAAUACAACGACAUAGCUGUUACCAAAUCCUCCUGGGAGGAGCUUGAACGAGACUCCUUUGGUGGUUACAGGAAUGCUAGUGCUUACUGCUUAAUGUACAUAAAUGACACAGAUCAAUACUUAAUAGAAGAGGAGUUUGAUAAGGAAACUGGUCAGGCACUGACAGGAAUGAACACCCUGCCCUCCGAUUUGAAAGAGUAUGUUCGAGAGGACAAUCGAAGGUUCGAGAAGGAGCUGCAAGAAUGGGACGCACAGCAGGAGAAGAAAGCCCAACUGGAGAAGCUGGAAAUACACACCGCUCCGAGGGAGCCUGCUGCAGCACCUACUUCAGUGCACGCAAAAGAGCUGAAAUACUUGGAACAGCCAACGGCAAAUCAACCGUCCAAAAUCUGUGAAGAGGACACAGCAAGGAGUGUCUCCAAAGCUGCCACUGAGUGUGAAGACCAAGGCCCGGAGGCUGCACUGCAAGCGGGCUCUGCCACUGCUUCCCUCAAGCCAGGCCCCAGCCAGCGUGUGGUUGAGGUGGAGAUUCCUCAUAUAGGAAGGUUGGUCAUAGAAUCAGAGGAAGGCGGUUAUGAUGACGAGGUCAUGCUGACCCCAACCAUGCAAGCUAUAAUCAUGGCUAUAGGUAAAGCCAGGAAUGUGUAUGACAGACACGGUCCUGAGGCGGGGUUCUUUAAGGCCUUCACAGCGGAGUACUCGCGUUUGGUCAGACUGGCACAGGAGGACACCACGCUGGACAACGACAACCGGUUAAAGCAUGUGGUCGUCUACUUGCUUCACAACGAAGCGCCAAAGAAAAUCAUCGAGAGGACACUGCUCGAGCAGUUUGCAGAUCGGAACCUCACUUUUGAUGAACGGUGUCGCAGUGUAAUGAAAAUUGCUCGGGCCAAGCUCGAGUUAAUCAAACCCAAGGAGGUCAACAUGGAGGAGUAUGAGAGGUGGCACCAGGAAUACCGAAGGUUUCGAGAAACCACCAUUUGUAUAAUGAUCGGCCUGGAGAUGUUCCAGAAGAAAUGUUUCAGUGAAGCUUUGAUUUACCUUAUCCACGCCUACCAAUAUAACAAAGAGCUGCUGUCCAAAGGCAUGUACAGAGGACAUGAUGAAGAGUUGAUAUCACACUACAGGAGGGAGUGUUUGCUUAAACUGAACGAACACGCCGCGUCUCUCUUUGAGUCAGGCGAUGACCAAGAAGUGGAGGAAGGACUCGCCACGAUGAACGAGUUGGUCGUGCCCUGCCUCCCCUUGCUGUUGGUGGAUGAAAAGGAGGAGAAAGACAUUGUGGCAGUGGAGGACAUGAGGAACCGGUGGUGCUCUUAUCUGGGCCAAGAAAUGGAACCCAACUUACAAGAGAAGCUGACGGACUUCCUGCCAAAGCUGCUGGACUGCUCAACUGAGAUCAAAGCUUUCCGUGAACCGCCAAAACUACCUUCCUUCUCCACGCACGAACUGUGUGGGCGCUAUGCUCGUGUCAUGGCGUCUCUCAGUCGAACGCCCGCCGACGGGAGAUGAAAAGAAAUACAGGAAUUUUUGUCCUCUUCUUCUCGGGAGCACGCUACAACCAACAAGGACUUCUGUUUGUUUUUGAUUUUUUUUUGUUCCGAAAUAUAACCCAUGCCUUCCUGUCACAGGGUUUGCUUGCUGCUAUAGGUUUUACUCAUUUUUACAAAAUAAAGGAAUUGAGUUAAUUGCAACCCAGGCGUCCAUUUACCAGAAUGAACUUCAAUGGCUGUACCUGACAGAAGACUAAAGCGCAUGAUGCUCCAGACACAUCUUGAGGAGGAACAGACAGAAGAGCGAGCGACAGGAAACAGAGACUGAUGUUCAAAUUAAGAGUUGAACUUUCUAAAAAAAAAGUGAGAGAUGUCCCCCUCUCCAUUCUCGUCCACCAAGUUUCUGUUACAGUGUUAACAUACCACGCUAUCGAUUACUUUUCAAGAACCACAGUUUCAUCCGCUGAAUUUUACCAAGUUAUUCUUUACAACAGUCAGAGAUAUUAGAGAUGUAGGUGCCACCCUUGUCAUCCUGUCCCCUGGAAAAUGGCAUCACAAGGCUUGUGAAGGAACUGAAAGAAUAAAGUUUUAUUUAUGGCUAUUUUUAGAUGUAAUGGUGAAACCUCUGCUGUUUUGUGUAUGUGUUUUUAAUCCCCAAAUAUCUCAAGUUAGUUUAAUUUUGAAGAUAAGGUUCCAGCCCACUUUGAAUACUCCGUGAUACUGCUGUAACCAGCAAGAAUGAAACAUCAGAGCAGGGUUAAAUAAAAUUCCGCUCUUUGUUAAUUUUCUUUCAACAUUAGUGAUGGAGCUGGAUUCAGAGGAAGACAGUUUCACCAACAGUUUCUCUGUAAGUAAGAAGGCUGAGGGGUGAUCCUAAAGUGGUCUCUAAGAUGAUGAAGAAGGGGUCUGUGAGCAUAACCACAGCAAAAUAUUUUCACUUCUGGGCGACAAUAAAAUAUAAAGGUAAUAA
Molecule: messenger RNA, 6059 nt
Organism: Pristis pectinata (smalltooth sawfish)
Lineage: Eukaryota; Metazoa; Chordata; Chondrichthyes; Rhinopristiformes; Pristidae
Gene: usp25
Product: ubiquitin specific peptidase 25
Exons: 21
Coding region: 2400-5108 (902 amino acids)
Biological process (GO): protein deubiquitination; regulation of protein stability
Cellular component (GO): cytosol; nucleus
Molecular function (GO): cysteine-type endopeptidase activity; cysteine-type deubiquitinase activity; protein binding
Source: RefSeq, a predicted model, not a curated record